Messenger RNA from Orycteropus afer afer, 3270 nucleotides. RefSeq names its product ATPase phospholipid transporting 9A (putative) (gene ATP9A). The record is from RefSeq and is a predicted model, not a curated record. Gene Ontology annotation, molecular function: ATP hydrolysis activity; magnesium ion binding; ATPase-coupled intramembrane lipid carrier activity. Gene Ontology annotation, biological process: retrograde vesicle-mediated transport, Golgi to endoplasmic reticulum; phospholipid translocation; endocytosis. The transcript is spliced from 27 exons. NCBI's taxonomy places the organism in Eukaryota, Metazoa, Chordata, Mammalia, Tubulidentata, Orycteropodidae. The coding region runs from base 1 to 3270 and encodes 1089 amino acids. Gene Ontology annotation, cellular component: plasma membrane; trans-Golgi network; endosome.
AUGGGCUCCUCAGGCCUCCGUGUGUCUCUGGCCUUUGUACAGAUACAGACAGGUGCCAGCAGGAGUGAGUUACUAGAAGUGAAACUUGCCCUUAGCAGCGGCAGUUACUGGAACAAGGAUGCCAUUAAGAAGGAGCAUUGUGUCUCCUCAUGGAAAUUUGAGCUGCUGAGGCAGGCAGCUCCCUGGUUCGCUCAGCUGUGCUGCGAGUGGCUGAGAUGCUGUGGUGGAGGGGAGCCCAGGCCCCGCACGGUCUGGUUGGGGCACCCUGAGAAGAGGGACCAGCGGUACCCUCGAAAUGUCAUCAAUAACCAGAAGUACAACUUCUUCACUUUCCUUCCUGGGGUGCUGUUCAACCAGUUCAAGUACUUUUUCAACCUCUAUUUCUUACUUCUCGCCUGCUCCCAGUUUGUGCCUGAAAUGAGGCUCGGCGCUCUCUAUACCUACUGGGUGCCCCUGGGCUUCGUGCUGGCUGUCACCAUCAUCCGGGAGGCAGUGGAGGAGAUCCGAUGCUACCUGAGAGACAAGGAAGUCAACUCCCAGGUCUACAGCCGACUCACAGCAAGAGGAACAGUGAAGGUGAAGAGCUCCAGUAUCCAAGUUGGAGACCUCAUCAUCGUUGAAAAGAACCAGCGGGUCCCUGCUGACAUGGUCUUCCUGAGGACAUCAGAAAAAAACGGCUCUUGCUUCUUACGGACGGAUCAGCUGGACGGGGAGACGGACUGGAAACUGCGGCUGCCUGUGGCCUGCACACAGAGGCUGCCCACUGCUGCGGAUCUGCUUCCAAUUCGAUCGUAUGUGUACGCGGAGGAGCCAAAUAUCGACAUUCACAACUUUGUGGGAACUUUUACCAGGCCAUCUGCUGUGAUGAUGGGGGCCUGGAGGGAUCAGUGCCUGCAUUCACAGGAGCUUGCCAUCUGCCGAGAGGCGGGCAAGGCUCCCCGGCCUGCCAUCUGCCGAGAGCCUCCCCCAAAGGAACCACGUUGUACAGAGAGUCCUGUUUGCCUGGCCGAGUGCAGUUCCAGCUUAAACGUCAUCAUCUCAGAGAUGGCAUCUCUGACCACCCAGUGCAAACUGGGCCCUCCCUCCAGCCUCCCUCGCUCCUGUACCGUUGUGGGUGUCGUUCUUUAUACUGGCAGAGAACUCCGGAGCGUCAUGAACACCUCAAAUCCCCGAAGUAAGAUUGGCCUGUUUGACCUGGAGGUGAAUUGCCUCACCAAGAUCCUCUUCGGUGCGUUGGUGGUGGUCUCUCUGGUCAUGGUUGCCCUGCAGCACUUUGCUGGUCGUUGGUACCUACAGAUCAUCCGGUUCCUCCUGUUGUUUUCCAACAUCAUUCCCAUCAGUUUGCGUGUGAACCUGGAUAUGGGCAAGAUCGUGUACAGCUGGGUAAUUCGAAGGGAUUCCAAAAUACCCGGGACCGUGGUUCGUUCCAGCACGAUUCCUGAGCAGCUGGGGCGGAUAUCUUACCUACUCACAGACAAGACAGGAACUCUUACCCAGAAUGAGAUGGUUUUCAAGCGGCUCCAUCUGGGGACGGUGGCCUAUGGACUCGACUCAAUGGAUGAAGUUCAGAGCCACAUAUUUAGCAUCUACACCCAGCCGUCCCAGGACCCCCCUGCUCAGAAGGGCCCCACGCUUACCACCAAAGUUCGACGCACCAUGAGCAGCCGAGCACAUGAGGCCGUGAAGGCCAUUGCGCUUUGCCAUAAUGUGACCCCCGUGUACGAGUCCAACGGCGUGACUGACCAGGCCGAGGCUGAGAAGCAGUACGAAGAUUCCUGCCGGGUGUACCAGGCUUCCAGCCCAGACGAGGUGGCCCUGGUACAGUGGACAGAAAGUGUGGGUUUAACUCUGGUGGGACGAGACCAGUCUUCCAUGCAGCUGAGGACCCCUGGCGACCAGAUCCUGAACUUCACCAUCUUGCAGAUCUUCCCGUUUACCUACGAAAGCAAACGUAUGGGCAUCAUUGUAAGGGCCCGCUACGUCCAGGCCAAGCUAAGCGUGCAUGACCGCUCCCUCAAGGUGGCCACAGUGAUUGAAAGCCUGGAGAUGGAGAUGGAGCUGCUCUGUCUGACGGGUGUGGAGGACCAGCUGCAGGCAGACGUGAGGCCCACGCUGGAGACCCUGCGGAACGCCGGCAUCAAGGUUUGGAUGCUGACAGGGGACAAGCUGGAGACCGCCACAUGCACAGCGAAGAAUGCACAUCUGGUGACCAGAAACCAAGACAUCCACAUCUUCCGACUGGUGACCAACCGUGGGGAGGCCCACCUGGAGCUGAACGCCUUCCGCAGGAAGCACGACUGUGCCCUAGUGAUCUCGGGAGACUCCCUGGAGGUCUGCCUCAAGUACUAUGAGUACGAGUUCAUGGAGCUGGCCUGCCAGUGCCCAGCCGUGGUGUGCUGCCGCUGCGCGCCCACCCAGAAGGCCCAGAUCGUGCGUCUGCUCCAAGAACGCACGGGCAAGCUCACCUGUGCAGUCGGUGACGGAGGCAAUGAUGUCAGUAUGAUUCAGGAGUCGGACUGUGGCGUGGGGGUUGAAGGAAAGGAGGGGAAGCAGGCCUCGCUGGCUGCGGAUUUCUCCAUCACCCAGUUCAAGCACCUCGGCCGGCUGCUCAUGGUGCACGGCCGCAACAGCUACAAGCGGUCGGCCGCCCUCAGCCAGUUCGUGAUCCACAGGAGCCUGUGUAUCAGCACCAUGCAGGCUGUCUUCUCUUCCGUGUUUUACUUUGCCUCCGUUCCCCUCUAUCAAGGAUUCCUCAUCAUCGGGUACUCCACGCUUUACACCAUGUUUCCCGUCUUUUCUCUGGUCCUGGACAAAGAUGUCAAGUCUGAAGUUGCCAUGUUGUAUCCUGAGCUCUACAAGGACCUGCUCAAGGGACGGCCGCUGUCCUACAAGACAUUCUUAACGUGGGUGUUGAUCAGCAUCUACCAAGGGAGCACCAUCAUGUACGGGGCGCUGCUGCUGUUUGAGUCGGAGUUUGUGCACAUUGUGGCCAUUUCCUUCACGUCACUGAUCCUCACCGAGCUGCUCAUGGUGGCGCUGACCAUCCAGACGUGGCACUGGCUCAUGACCGUGGCCGAGCUGCUCAGCCUGGCCUGCUACAUCGCCUCCCUGGUCUUCUUACAUGAGUUCAUAGAUGUGUACUUCAUCGCCACCUUGUCCUUCCUGUGGAAAGUCUCCGUCAUCACUCUGGUCAGCUGCCUCCCCCUCUACGUCCUCAAGUACCUGCGGAGACGGUUCUCCCCGCCCAGCUACUCGAAGCUCACGUCGUAG